Messenger RNA from Rana temporaria (common frog), 9312 nucleotides. RefSeq names its product kinetochore scaffold 1 (gene KNL1). The transcript has 26 exons. Bases 129 to 7409 code for a protein of 2426 amino acids. The record is from RefSeq and is a predicted model, not a curated record. Gene Ontology annotation, cellular component: nucleus. Gene Ontology annotation, biological process: attachment of spindle microtubules to kinetochore; cell division; protein localization to kinetochore. NCBI's taxonomy places the organism in Eukaryota, Metazoa, Chordata, Amphibia, Anura, Ranidae.
GAGAAGGCGUGGUGGGCGUGCAGGCGAGUGGCGGUUAAAUUUGAAAAUGUAUCGGAGUGGUUCGGUUUGACCGUCUUCUACCGGGCCUGAGAGACGGGGCGCGCAUACAGGACAUUGGUGUAUUUGACAUGGACAACAAAACUAUUCUUCCAGACAAUGACCUAACUGAACGAAGAAGUCGCAGACGAAUUUCCUCGAUUCUGAAAGCUCCUAGAAGUCCCCUUGGAGACCUGGGAAUUGGCAAUGAGCUUCAUCAGGAGUCAAUCAUUGACAAGCGGAGAAAAAGCUCUCGGCGAGUGAGUUUUGCAGAGACAAUAAGAGUUUUCACACCUGAACUAAAAUCGGCUGGAGCUGGAGAUGCUGACAGUGGAGGGGUUGGAACAGCUAGUUCAUUCUGUAAAGAGAAUGCAAGUACAGAUGGUAAAUGUCCCAUAACUGGAAUGGAUAGAUUGCUUCAUGGACCUCUUCAAGCUCCAGCUCACCAAGCAGAGUGGAAUAAUACGAACUGCAAUAAAGAGCAAACUAUUUAUUUCUCAUCUGACAAUGAUAUGGAUAUGACUGCAAUCAACACAGUAGCUAUUGAUGGACUUAUUGAGGAAAAACCAAGGAAAAUAAAUACCAGUUUAUUUCUAGCAAGUUUAAGAGCCCCAACAAGUGAGGAUUCUAGCAAAUUCUUAACAGCUGAUGAAAAGCUUUGGGAGUUUCAGCCUUCCACUACUUCAUCUACUCAGUCAAAAAUAAAGUUUGACUUUUUGGCAAGUUUGAAAAAUGAAAGCAUAACAUCUUCAAAAAUAGGAGUGGACAAAGAAAAUAUUUUUCCUUUUGUUUCUAAAGAAAACCUAUUCUCCACAAAGACCACGCCUCCAUUUUUUAAUGCUCAUGAAAAUACAGGAAACCUUACCUGUGUGUUCAGGGACCAAGAAGAUGGGCUUGAUUUAACAAAAUGCCACACAACAAAUAUUGCGUCUUUCAUUCCAACAGUCGACCAUCAACUGAGAAGUUCAGCCAACACUUCAACAUCUUAUUCCAGCACUCGUAAUAAACUAGAGUUUAGCCUUUUCGAAGGAGCCAGUGUUAAACCACCGAAGUCUGUUUCCAUUGAGCAAACUCUGCUUUGUGAAGAUGACAUGGAUAUGACGUCUAGUCAUACAACUCGCAUACACAGUGUUUUAAAGGAAAAUGCUCCACCUAAUAAAACAAAGACUUACGUUGCAUGCAAUAAUCAAAAGACCAUUAUUUUUACUGAUGAAAAUGAAAUGGAACUUACUGAAAAUAAUUCAGUUUUCUUUAACAGCACUUUUAAAAAAGAAUCUGUUAAAAGAGACAGUAAUGUUUUCUUUUGUAAUCAAGAUACAGUAUGUCCAGAAGAAGAUAUGGCUAUGACCAGGAGCCAUACAGUAGCUAUUGAUGGACUUAUUGAAGAAAAACCAAGGAAAAUUGAUACCAGUUUAUUUCUAGUAAGUUUAAGAACCCCAACAAGUGAGGAUUCUAGUAAAUUAACAGCUGGUGAAAAGCUUUGGGAGUUUCAGCCUUCCACUACAUCUACCCAGUCAAAAAUAAAGUUUGCUGACUUUUUGACAAGUUUGAAAAAUGAAAAAACAACCUCUUCAAAAAUGGGAGUGGACAAAGAAAAUAUUUUUCCUUUUGUUUCUAAAGAAAACCUAUUCUCCACAAAGACCACGCCUCAAUUUAAUACUCAUGAAAAUACAGGAAACCUUACCUGUGUGUUCAGGGACCAAGAAGAUGGGCUUGAUUUAACAAAAUGCCACACUACAAAUAUUGCGUCUUUCAUUCCAACAGUCAACCAUCAACUGACAAGUUCAGGCAACCCUUCAACAUCUUAUUCCAGCACUCGUAAUAAACUAGAGUUUAGCCUUUUCGAAGGAGCUAGUGUUAAACCACUGAAGUCUGUUUCCAUUGAGCAAACUCUGCUUUGUGAAGAUGAAGACCAAAUUGCAUCACUGAGCAAUCCGUGUCUUGGAUUUAAUGGCAUUUAUGCUGACCCUGCUAAUGUACUGUCUGGGAAGUUAAGUGGUCAAGUGUAUAGAACCAUUCAAGAUAAUAUCACGGUUUUCCCCUCUGCCGAGGAUGAUAUGGAGUUGACCAAAUCUCACACCAUUGAUAGUAAAAUGUCUUUGUCAGACAGUACCCAUAAGCUUGAACCAAUUCUUAAAGCCAAAAAAUCAAAUGGUUGUUCGAGGUUAUCUACCAUACACAACAGAACAGAUUUCUUUUCAACUGUUGGCGAUGACAUGGAGCUGACCCAAAGCCACACAACUUGCAUUAAUCAAAAUCAAUUUACCAGUGCAAAAGAAAAACUAUUUUCAAAUGCUGUUAAUCAGACUAGACAUGUGUUGGAUGACAUGGAAAUGACAAUGGUUCAAACUGCUGGAUUACAGAUGGAUUCUACCAUAAAUCAAUCUAACAAUUACAAGACAAUGGUAUUUACAUGUGACCAACAGGAUAUGGAUAUCACACAAUCGCACACUGUUGCCAUUGAUGGUGACACCCUUUUAAAAAGAUUCCAAUCUGAUACCUGCCUUGCCAUUAACCAAAGGGAUGAUUACAUUUUGGCUGUGCCCAGAUGUCUGCCUGACAAAGACUUUGUGCUUGAAUCUAAGAACGAUUGUGGUAGUGUUGGCAAAAUGGACUUGGUUAAAGAGGAGACCCUUGUGCCAUCAAACAAAUCUGAGUCAAGUUUUUCAAGCAGUCCUAUAAAUAUCACUAAUAUGUCUUGCCAGAAAUCGACUGGUCCUUUAAAAGGCAACACUGAUGUUUUUAUAUCUAAUCAAGAAGACAUGGAUAUGACUUGUGGAAACACUGUCCAUAUUAAGAGGAUUUUACUGCCUGGUGACUCUACAAAUAAAGCGAUUACCCAUGCCCCUUGUCCUGAUAAAACUGUUGUACUUGAAGAUGACAUGGAAUAUACAAAAAGCCACACCGCAAUCAUUGAUGGAAUAAACGCACACGAGUUACGAAGUCAGUCUGGUAUUUUGAAAACAAUCGCAAUUUCUGCUGACAUGGAUAUCACAAAGUCAAAUACAGUUUUCAUUGAUAGUAUGGUAACAGAUCAAAGGGCCAAAGAUGACCAGCAAAAUAAAUGUAAAAAUACCUUUAUAAAGUUAACUGGGCCUUCCGAUCGAAUUCCAGAUGACCUAAAGAUAACCGUUUAUCCUAAACAGCUUGUAACUGAUGAGGCUGUUUUGUCCAAAGACAACAUGUUUAAUUCUCUAGACCAGAAAGACAUGGAUCUGUCCCGGACAAAUACUAUAGCUAUUGAAAACAAGGUUUUGGGUGAGGUGGAGAAAUUGCAGGCUUCACAUUUAAGCAAAACACAAAUCUGCUUUGCUGACAUGGACAUUACAAAGUCAAAUAAAGGGUUUACUGAUCAUAUACCUGCAAGAAUGGAGUCCCACUCUGUUAAGGUAACCAACGAUGCAAGGGUACAAAUAAAUGAAACCAGUUUGCUACGUGAGCCUUCAAAGAAUAGGCUUUUAAUGAUAAAGACAUCAGGGGAUGAAGAGAAUCUAGUGGAACUUCCCAGUAAACAUUUUGUAAACAACUUGCCUUGUGAACAAAUUGAAUUAGACCUUUCUAGUCAAAGCUAUGUUUUCACUGGCACCUCAAAGAGAGAAAGUAUUUCCCACCGGAAAUCUUUUUGUAUCUUUGAUGAAACUGUCCAUCAAAUAUGCAACAUGUCGGAGACAACUGCAAACAUUGAUCUUGUAAUUGGCAACAACGAUAAACGCCCUAGUAAGGGUUUGUUUGAUCAAACAUGUAACCAAGGUGAAAUGGAAAUAACGAAGUGUCAUACCACUGCCAUUGAAAGUAAAAUGGGGGCGACUCCAAAUUGUCCUGUGGAGAGUAAUGCUCCUGUACAUCAAGCCACAUCUCUGUUUUCAAAGGAUAUGCCUGUGAAUUUUACAGUUAAUACAGAUGCAGAAGUGUUAACAAAUGGAACUUUUACUAGAAAUAAAGGACCCCAUCAAACACGCAUGUAUGAAUGUGUGCUCCCGUGUAAACAAGCAACUAUGGAAAGCCCCAGAGCUCACAUUGCUGUUGCAAAAGUCAACUCUGAGGAAAAUUGCUGUGAAAACUCACGUGAAAGAAACCAUGAAAAUGUACAAGUUGUGGAGUUUGUAGAAAUGUCAACCAUACCGUUUUCAACAUCACAAAAAUGUGAAAACUAUUCAAAACGGCCUAUCGAUGCAACCGAGAAAAAGGGAUCCAAACAAAAUAAUUUUUCUGAAUCAUUGCCAAGUGAGACCCUAAUUUCUUCAGAGGAAAUGGCAUUCACGCAGUUUGAUUCAAUGGUAACUGAUGGUUCAUCUGGGCAAGGAAAAAAAACUACCUCUGUUGGUAUUGAAAAAACAUGCUUGUUUUUAGAAACGGCAAUGGAUGUGGCAAAAAGUAACACUGCGUUUAUUGACCAGGAAUUCAAAGACGUUGACCGUGGUACAUGUAGAAAUGAAAUGAAAAGACCUAGCAGUAUAGUGUCUCUCACUUCCGAUAAUUAUGAACCCAUUGUUUUAGACCACAAGAAUGCAAAUACAAAAAUGGAUAUGGCUUUAGAUGACAAAUAUGUUAAACUCGAUGGCAAUGCAUUACCAGAUCACAGUGCCCCAUCUAUUGGUACAGAAACGAUACUGCAUACACAGACUGCAGGUGACCAUAAACCUAUAAAUGCUUUUUCACAGAUUUGUGACUUGCGAGUUUCUUCUGAAACAGGGGCCAGUUCUGCAUCUCAGAAGCAGGAAACUAUACCUGAGAAUCUCUGUAGUGAACAAUCUGAGGCAGGUGUGAACUAUCCAGGUGCAGUUCAAGACUGCCAGGUGACAAAAAAGCACAGGCUAUCAAAAAGGGUAUCAUUCUGUUUUUCUGAAACGGAUCGUAGAGUUGGCGAGUGUGUUGUAGAGCCAAAUACUGAAAUUACUUUGCAAAACAGGAAAAAAAUGUUUAAUGCCCCAAAUAACCACUCUGAUUGCAGCCAAUAUAACCCUGGAAAAACAAAUGAACAAACUGGGAAUAUAUCUGUCAAAUUAGAUUUUACAGACCAAGUGUUGGUUGGCAGUUUAGCAAAGAAUAACCAAUAUUUAAACUGUUCCGUUGCCGAAAGUAUCGUGUCUUUCCCGGAUAAACAUGAAAGUGAUAUAGUGGCUAAUGUUCAAGAGGAUGUGUCUUUAUUUGAACCAUUACAGAAAGAAAAAAAUAAUAGGCGUAGAAGUAUUGCAGAUAUCCAACUGAAAAUAAGAAGUUUAACAGAGAAGACUAACAAGCCAAGCAAUCAUACUGCACCAGUCUCUUAUUCUGAGUUGUCCACCUUGCCUCAGACUCUAAAUCCUACGAGUGGAAAUUGUAUGCCUGAACAGACUUUGCUCAAUGAGCAGGUGUCCAAAGACAUCGAAGCUGAAAAUAGACCCAUAGGGAAAGGCAGUGGACAGAUGAAAGAAACUAGUUUGCAAAACAGACUGUCUGUUAACAUGCUUCAACCAAAGUUACCAAGUAAAAGGCAUUCUAGCACUUGCAACCUUCAAGAGUUGGCUCCUUCCACCAUUUCUAAACCACCAACCCAAAUAUGCCAAACAUCCAUGAGUCUUAAAGCUUUCGCUGAUGGUGACAGUGGUCACUGUAUAGAUGAAGAAAUGCUUCCUGCUUGCCUAGAUGACCACGAUGGUAAUAGUUUGUUUCAGUAUGAGGUGCCAGAAGGUGCUUGGGAAGAGUUGUGUGAAAAGGAAGCUUUGCACACAGACCUGAAUGACUGUUUAUCUAAGGACCCUGUAAAUAGUCACAAAAGAGCCAGAGACCCUGAAGAUGAUACAAAAUUACAUGGAGAAAAGCGGGUCAGAAGGAACGAUGAAACUCAAAAUACACAGACAUCUGUUGGUUUUAAAAGUCCAGACGAAUGUUCUAGAAAUGAUUUUUCAUCUCAUACAAGCAAAACUAUGGAACAGACUUACUGCAGCAGUAGCUCCCAUGAUUCAAGAGGAGAAGGGAUGUCUGAGCUAAGCAGUCAGCAAUACAGUCAGAUGGACUCUCAGUUACCAUGCGAUAACGGAUAUGGGCAAAAAUUCCAGGAUGGAACUAUUACCGUUAAGGAAUUCUUUAUGCUACUUGGAAUCCGUUCUCUCAUCCAAAAGCCAAGAUGCAGUGAGCUUCCAGUUAAUCGUGGAAACUGUGAAACCUUAUCUGCUACAGACUUGAUGCUAGAUCUGUUCAUUUAUCAACCUAAACUUCAAGUAUAUGAGGAGGAAUGCCAUACCUUGUACCAAACAACUGAAGAGUUGAAGUUGUAUACAGAUAUGCAAGAUAAGCCUCUAACUGAAGUUAGCAGCCUGCUGUGGGAAGAAAUGAGGAUGUGCUCAGAAAAUGAGCUGAUGCUCUUUGGCACGACACUUAAAAAUCGGAAGUCUAUGUACGCCAAGAAAAGCAAGAUUUUAGCGCAUGAAGCAAAAGUGUCCAUUUACAGCAAACUGCUUCAUAAAGCUCAGGUUCAGGUGGUAGAGCUACAGUCAAGUAUAACGGAGACUGCUAAGCUUAUUGAAGAAGUUGAUGAUUGUUUAUCCAGCUUACAAAUUGAAACUGCCAGACUGGAGCAGGGAUUCGAAAAUGACUGGGCAAACAUCCCGGGUAUUAAAGCGAUGCAGUUUGAUUUUGAAAAUAUGGUCUCUCUGGAGCAGAUUGGUAUCCGGGAAAAGUCACACUUGGAAAAACAAAAGGAAAAGGUCUUGACACACCUUGGUUGCUUGCAGGACGAAGCACGAGGCCUUGACACACUUUUGCAGGAACCUUGCUUUGCAGAAUGGGAUAUGGUUAAUUGGACAGAUACAAAAGCAACAUUUGCUUUUCUGUAUGAUUCCUUGGAACUUACCAUCCUGUUCGGAGAUGAGAUUGAUGGGGAAACAUUUAAUGACCAGCUCUGCAGGAGAAUUUCUAGGAGAAUUUUCAUGUCUCAGCUGAACGAAGAAACUGCGCCGCCAUCAUCUCUAUUAGUCCACAGAUUAAUUAUACAGUUUCUACAGAAAAAGGGCUACCUUCAUGAGACUUGUGAAAUUAAAACCUCUGUACCUCAGCUUCUUUUUGACGUGUCACUUGUGGUGAGCAGAUGUAAACUACUUGGAGAAGAGGUUGAAUACCUAAUGAAAUGGGGUGCAAAAUACAACAUUGUGAGGACCGACGUGAAAAACAAUGAAGUGAAGCUUCUGUUUUCAAGUACUGCAGCUUUUACAAAGUUUGAACUGGGCAUACAGAUUUCAGCGAUGUAUCCAACAGAUCCGCUGUCCUUUACAGUACUAAAUCGCAUUGGGAACAUGGAAUACAGCAGAGUAGCUGCAGCGAUUUCCAAGGUUCCUUUGGGUCUGUGGCUUCUGAAGAGAUCUGUGAAAAGCAUCCAUGAACAUCUCCUGGUUUAAAUCCCAAAUGCAUGCUAAUAUGAUGCUAAAUCUCCUAAAACACAGAGACUUGCUCAGAAAUGGAGCCAGCAACAUUGACUCUCUCCUACAUCCAGAAUUUUGAGAUGAAACAGAAUCUUGAACAAACUGAUAUGUAAUUCUGUUGUCUUAAGUGUGUUUAAAAUUGGUCUAUAUUGUAUAAGUACAUUCAGAUUGCAAAUUGUUUGAUACAGUAAAUCAGUUGGCCAGCAUUGUUCCAUACUUUACCUUAUUUGUCUUAUCCAGUUUUCUACAUUUGAAGAAAACUUUACUGAAAUAUAUGGGAUGCCAUUGCGGACGGCUGAAAAUGCUGUUUGACAUGUUGGGAAUAUACAGUUGUGAUAUGGUUUGUUGACCCUUAUCUGGAUUUCGGCAUGAAGUUGCAUAAUAGGAAAGUAUUUUAUUUGGUAAACCGUGCACACAUUUUACAUUGCCAUAAUCUUUUAUUGCUUUUAAAACCUUUAAGCAAUAAAGGUAAAUAAUAAUAACUGCCGGUAUUGAAAGUUGCUGAAACUAAACAUAAUCUAUAGCUGGUGAUUGGACCUGUUCAGCCUUUUGGUUUGUUUUCAGGUUAUUCAUGUAUACUAAACCAUUUCAUUGCACAUGUUAAUAAUUUUGGGACGUCUUGCUUUUGAUCAGAUGGGGUUGAGGUCCAGUCAUUCCAAAAUAUGGAUUUUUGUCUGAACUAUAUUUGUUUACAUACUAGCUUAUUUUUUUGUUUUGGAUUACAGAUGCUAUUGUCUUUCUUGAUUAAGCUUGGAAUUCACUGGUUGCUCAAUGAUUUUAUCAUUGACGUUGGUGUUUAAUGUUUUACUGCCAAAAGUUAAUUUGUGUACUUUACCAAAAUACUCAACUUUUGCUCAUAAAGCUUUGCUCAAUGGUCUUCAGAAAGUUUGUGUGGGGGAGGGCUGUAGUGCCAUUCUAAGUGAUAUCAUGAUCCUGAGUAUGCAAGGGGGUCUUGCAAAUACACACUACUGCACAGAUCCAAAAAGGUUGCGACUUCUCUCCAUCCUGCAUGGGGGUUUAAUUACAGCCUUAAUGGGGGGCACGAUAUGUAAACCUUGGCUUUUUAGUGCAAUGUAUGCUAUGUCAAGGCAUACCCACACAUCCUGGCAUUUUAUCCUACCAAAACUCUGUUGAGGACAGGUAGUGGAGUAUAGUAGCAGUAUAUAGGAGUAUUAUAGCAGUGUAUGUGGUGUGUAUGUGUUAGUAAAAUGAGCCUGUCUGUUAGGACAGGUCACAUUUAUUCAUAAAUGCAAAUGGUGUAUAAGGUCCCAUUCACAUCAUGCGACUUGGACAUAAAGGUAGCAUUGCAGUGAUUCUGCCCACGGUUCAGCAGUCACAACCAAAUGGGUGUUUAAGAAUUUGCCCUAAGGUUGUCGCAAAAAGAAAAACGAGCAAGAGCUCCUUGUGGGCGACAACGCACAUAGGGCAGCCUAUUAAAGUAAAUGUGGGACAUAUGGAAUUGCGUUAAAAUUGCACAACAAAAAUUCCAAGUGGGAACCUUCAUUCCCGCUUGGCAAUUUGUGAACAGGGCCUUAAGGGUUCACAAGCUUUCUCGUGUGUGUGUGUGUGUGUGUGUGUGUGUGUGUGUAUAUAUAUAUAUAUAAAUUUAUAGAGUACAGAUAUAAAUAUUCAUACCCAUUGUAAAUAUUUGCAAUUUUGUAACCUUAGCAUUUACUUUGAAUAUAUUUAUGUUGUUUUUAAAUGUAUGUAUGUUGUCUUUAAAUUAUAUUUAAUGCCAGAGCAUUGUUUUAAUGAAUAAAAUGGAGAAAUAAAUUAUCUUUUGCAUUGUUUAAACAUCACAUUAAAUGAUCACAUUGAAACCAUUUUUUUUUUCAACAAUAUUUUGCAAAUAAAGGUUAAAAUCGCUCAGUUUAACAUG